Messenger RNA from Cygnus atratus (black swan), 10642 nucleotides. RefSeq names its product LIF receptor subunit alpha (gene LIFR). Gene Ontology annotation, molecular function: protein binding; cytokine receptor activity. The record is from RefSeq and is a predicted model, not a curated record. The transcript has 21 exons. The coding region runs from base 348 to 3626 and encodes 1092 amino acids. NCBI's taxonomy places the organism in Eukaryota, Metazoa, Chordata, Aves, Anseriformes, Anatidae. Gene Ontology annotation, cellular component: membrane.
GGGGGCUCGGCACGGACCGGGGACAGGUGGGGGCGCGGCGGGGGUCGGGCGCUGCCUCCCCCGGGGGGACGGCGGCGAAAGCGGCGGCUCCGCUCCGCCGCUGCCCGGAGCUUAAAAAGCGGCUGUGCGGCAGGUUGGUCGGAGCGAGGACGUGUGCGUGGUACAUGGUGCCUAACGUGACUGCCCGCUUCAGCAUUUGGCUCUCCUGCACUGAAGAGUAAGGAUUGAGCCUGCCACGGGCUCCUGCAGCUGGGCUCCUGCCAGCAGUGCAAAUAACUGACCAGCUUGUUAGAAGAUGACGCUUAUUCCUACUUGAAGCUGCCAUUUGGAAAACAAACACCAGAAGAAUGAGGAAGAAUCCAAGCCUCCGCUGUCUUUUAGCACUAGCUAUUUUAUGUUUAACAAGCUUAGUACAUAGUCAGGAGAUAGGUUCUCCAGGGGACCCCCAGAACUUAAAAUGUGUCACACACAAUUUACGUAAAAUGGUCUGUACAUGGGAUGUCUCUUCUAGAAGAAGACAUGGACAAACUGACUUUUGUUACACCACCAUUGACCACCCUCUUACAGAGUGUUUUAAAACUAAAGAGAAAAGGGUUGAGAUUCCAGUCCCAGAGAGCUCCACCACCAUUAAAAUAACCACAAACAGCAUUUCUGGAACUCCUUUUGCUACCAGAGAAUUUGAAAUUCGCAAGAAAGACAUCUCAUUUAUUCCACUUGCUCCACACAUUCUUAGUUUAACACCUGACUUUCCAACUUCCACAUUAACUCUGAAGUGGAGUGAUAACGGAUCAAUCUUCCCAUAUGGACUGGAUGCCUUUUGGCAGAUUGAGAUUCUCCGUAAGGAAACAAUGGAAAAAGUCACACAAGUAACUUACUAUUCAAAACUGACCCAUGAAGACAUCAUUCUGUCUUGGAACUGGACAUCUGAUAUGCCUUUGGAGUGUACAUCACACUAUGUGAAGAUUCGCUGUUAUAUUAACGUAACACAGUUUGUUGGCCACAAGGAUUGGAGUGACUGGAGCCCAGUAGAAGAGUCCCCUGGAAAAGAUACUGAGCCCCAUGGGAGUGGGGUUUUUCCUCAGGACACUGUAGUGGCAGUGGGUUCAGAUGUGACAAUCUGUUGUGUUCAUGAAGAAGGACAGCAGAUAAAACGGAUGACUUAUGGACCAGAAGCGUACCCACUAAUACGUCUAAGCAGUCGGAGCAGUGCAAUCAGAGUGCUAAAUGCCAGUGCUUCAGACACCAGUGGGACAAAUGUAGUGUGCAGUCUGUCCGAGGAUGGGAUGGAUGGAACUGUCUUGUUUGUGGGAUAUGCCCCUGAUAUUCCCCAAAACCUCAGCUGUGAAACAUCCAACUUCGAGUUAAUAAAAUGCACCUGGAAACCAGGUAGACCCAGUGGACUAUACGGAAAACGAGGAACAAAGUACAGCUUAUUUGAAAGGAUAUCUGGAAAAAAUGUUUCCUGUGAAGUAAAUGAAAUGAACAAAGAGCGUGUUUGUGGCUUUCCAGUACUGGCUAAUCAAAAAACCUACAAUUUCCUAUUAGGUGUCUCCAAUCCUAUUGGACAAACAGAAGCAUCACUUUUGGUUGAUAUAAGUCAGAGAGUUCAUCCAAAAACUCCGGAAAAGUUAACUGUUUCUGGGAACAGCUCUACAAGCGUCCAUCUGCGUUGGUUUAUAAAUGGCAGUUUUGCUGAGAUCAGGCUUCUGUGUCAAAUUGAAAUUAGCAAUGGUCACUCUGAGCAAAAACUGCACAAUGUCUCCAUGCCUGGUGGAAAAUCCUCGACUUAUACAGCUCAGCUGAAUACGCUGCACCCCUAUACCAAAUACUGGUUCAGGGUACGCUGUUCAGCUGCUGACCACUUCUGGAGAUGGAGUGACUGGAGCAGGAUAGAGGAGCACACAACACUGGAAGCCCCUCCUGCAAGAGGACCAGAUAUCUGGAGGGAGAGAAGUCCUUCGGGAAAAAGUCUAAAAAUCUUCUGGAAGCCCUUAUCCCUUUCUGAAGCCAAUGGAAAAAUAGUGUCUCAUGAAGUUUCCUGCUACCUGCUAGAGAAACCACUGGAGUAUAAAGAAGUCACAGAACCCUCAAACAGUACUGAGAUAAAACUUGGAAGAAAUGACUGUGUAGUUAGUGUUGUAGCCAAAAAUCAUGCAGGCUCGUCUCCUCCUUCAAGGAUAACAACUGUAGAACUUCCAAGUGACAAUGUCAAAACAGAUCGGGCCGUGGCAAUGGGGAAUGGAAUUUAUAUUUCUUGGAAUUCUUACCCCAACAUGACCUGUGGCUAUAUAGUAAAAUGGUGUCAUUCAUCUGGGUCUGAACCCUGCAGUGUGGACUGGCAGAAAUUUCCUUCAAAUACGACAGAUGCAGUGAUAAAAUCUGCUCUGUUUAGACCUGGAGUGAGAUACAACUUUUCACUAUAUGGUUGCAAAUCCAGUGGAUAUCAGUUACUGAAAAACAUAACUGGGUAUACAAAAGAGCUGCCUCCGAAACGUGCACCAAAUUUUACUGUAGAAGAAACUUCUUCAGAUUCAAUAUUGGUAAAAUGGGAAGACAUGCCUAUUGAGGAUUGUCAGGGGUUUUUAGAGGGAUAUCGUCUUUCCUUUGCAAAAGGUGAAAAAGAUGCCUUGAAGCCUAGACUUUUGGAAUCAGGGAAUCCAGAACUUAAAGUUAAGAAUAUCACUGACCUGACAAAAAAGUCUUUGAAAAUACUUGAUCUUCAAGGGAAAACAAGUUACCAACUGGAUCUACAAGCCUAUACGGCUGGUGGGUUGAGCCCUCCUAACAGCCUCUACGUGGUGACAAAGGAAGACUCUGUAGGACUAAUCAUUGCAAUUCUCAUCCCUGUGGCAGUGGUUGUUCUGCUUGGAGUGGUGGCGAGCAUCUUUUGCUAUAGAAAGAGGGAAUGGAUUAAAGAAACAUUUUAUCCAGAGAUCCCGAAUCCUGAGAACAGUAAGGCACUGCAGUUUCAGAAGAACAUCUGUGAGGGAAAUAAGACUCUAAAAACACUGGAAAUGAACCCCUGUACACCCAAUAGUGUUGAAGUGGUGGAAACACGGUCUGCAGUUCCCAAGAUUGAAGAUACAGAGAUGAUGUCCCCGGCAGCAGACACUGUUGUACCUGAAGAUGGAUCUGACUCAGAAACAGAAAAUCAUGUGGUUGUGUCUUACUGCCCCCCUAUCAUUGAAGAGGAAAUCUCAAAUCCCCCUAUGGAUGAAUCUGUGGGGUCAUCUCAGGUGGUUUACAUUGACAUCCAGUCAAUGUAUCAGCCUCAAAUUAAGCCAGAGGAGGAGUCAGAAAUAGACUUAGUGACUACAGCAGGCUAUAAGCCACAAAUGCAGCUGCCUAUCAGUGCUCUGAAAAUAGAGGGUCGCUCACCUGCAGAGGAAGAAUCAGAUAAAACUGCAGGUUACAGACCUCAAGCAAACACAAAUGCCUGGAACAUGGACACUCCAGACUCUCCUGGAUCAGUUGAAAGCAACAAUGAAAAUGCAUCUUUUGGGAGUCCGUGCUCUAUUAAUUCCCGACAGUUUCUGCUUCCCCCAAAAGAUGAUGAAGAUUCUCCCAAACCCAAUAACAUAGGAUGGUCCUUUACACACUUCUUUCAGAACAAACCAAAUGAUUAAGUGAGUCCACAUUGCACCUGAACCUGCCUUCUAAAUAAGCUCUUAUUCCUGAUGUUGUAAAGAAAGGAGGAAGAAAAGUGCAAAGAGCAUGCAUUAUUCUUGGAGACAGUCAGCAGAGGUUCUAGUAAGCUGAAUGUUAUCAUGUUUAAGUUAGUGAAAGUGUUGAUGUUCCAUUUUAACAGAGGCUAAGUGGCCAAAGUUAUAGCAAUUUAGUUAUUACUCUAGUAAAGUAUAUUGGAUAUAGGGGGUAUUGAGUUUAGAUCUCCUGAUAAAUGUAGUCAAAGAACUCUGCCUACCGUCACUUAGUGUUCCAAGAUCAAUAUGGUUUCAUACAACUUAUAACUUGGAAAGAUUGCUUUGCUUUGUUGUAGUUGUUCUCAACCGUGCAUACUCAAAUAGUGUAUCCCCAACAGAUUUACUCACUUGAGGGUUUCAUUUAUCACAAACCUCAGCCUAAUGCAUGGAAAGGAUAUGGUUGGAAACUCUUGAGAUCUUUUACCUAGUGAUAAACUAAGAACAAGUCAAAGUGCUACUUUUUUUUUCUCCCAUACAAAAGGGUAUUGUCACUGCUUAACACUUCUGAAGCAAUGGCUUUUCAAAUCUGUUGCUUUUUAACUAGACACUAGUUUCUGUACCUACUGUAUGUUUAUUCAAUGUUUGACUCAGGGGUACAAACUUGGGAAAAAAGUGUAACACUGAUUUAAACCUCAGCAAGAACUGCAUGAAGUUUUAAACUUUUUUUUUUAAAAAAAAAACUUUGAAUGCUCUAUAUUUUUUCUAUCCUUGGGUUAAGGAAUUAAUGUUUCCUAAUGUAUUGCACUAAUGCAUUUUGUAUUUUAUAGUUUCAGCUCCAGAUCUCCUGCCUCAAAGUGGUACAAUACUCCAUUCCCCCACAGUAUUCAGCAGUCUUUGGACUGUGCAGUAAUGUAAGCCAUGGGGAAGUCUGUCCACUAACACUAGUUGUCCAAGCAGUUUGGUACCAGACAUUAGAGGUAGUACUAUAGCUCCUUGAGAACAAAUUGCUCUUUGGACGGUCUUUAUUGCAUUAGCUUUGCCACCUGCUGCCUGGCUGUUCUCCACAGUGUCUAUACAACAGGACCUUCUCUACAAAUCUUAUCUAGGAGUACAAAGUGGGAUUGCUCCAGUGGCAUGGAGAAACCCAAAGAGGUUUUAGUGCCACUACUUCUACCUCUCCUUUACCAGACAUGUGAAGCAAAGAUAGCUUAAAUGAUGUAAAUUUGUGUGCUUAAAGAAGUGUUCAGAACAAUCAUCUUUGAAAAUUUUUGUUUUCGCAUAUGCAUCUAUAAGGCAGCUGUAAUUGUAACAUUUCACUUUGUAAACUUAAGACUGUGGCAUGCUAUGAGUUUCACUAGCUUACAAGACAAAGUGCUUUCUAAUUUACCUGUUCCUUAUUACUUUACAAUAAGUAAAACACAGUGAUGAGAGAUCAAAUGUUUAAAUGCCUGAUCAGAAAGGGUCUCCAUACAGUCCUAACCAAACAUUUUUAUUUUUUUUUUUUAAUUUUGAUUUCCUGAACUAGAUUGUGGCUUUUGGAAUAAACAAGAUGAGUGGAUUUCUAAAUGAGAUUCCAAACCAAAUAAAGAGGUUGAAUUGGCUAAGCUGCCAGUUGUAAAGGUGUGUGAGCAGACCAGGAGGAUGGCUAGCUUAACAGGUGUUCAGUCUACAAAACCACGUUAUCUGGCCAUCAAAAUAAAACCAAGCAUUAGGUUAAACCUAGUCACAGCAAGGGGUGGUGUGGUUUCAGAUAUUGGAAAGUCUCUGCCAUCUCUGUAGAAUGAAAAUACAGAGGGAUUUCAAGACGGACAGAAAGGCAAAACACUAAAUAGCUUCCAAAUCAUCAUCAGUAACAACUGCCUGUGCAGGCCUUCUGGAAGAGUGAAAUGUGAAGACAGUAAAACCAGAUCAGUCUGCCUGAAAGAACUGAAAGUGCAGAUAGGAUUCUGCUUUUGAGGAUGAAUCUUGGAAUUAACAGAGCUGCAAGUGAAAAGAAAGGCAGUGUGAAUAGCUGGUGUCCAUCUGUCACCAGGCAUCUCUGCAAGAGAAAGUUUCAUGCCUAACCUAUUACUGCCUAUUAUUCAGAACACUAAAAUAAUACAAAAAAGGAAGCAGUUCUGCUCUUUGUGCUUGAUAGCUGGGCAGUGGCUGUAUCCUAAUACUAACCAUGUUUUCUUUCUAUUCCAAAGCUCACAAUGCUUCAUUUAAAGCUGAUUUCUUUUCACUAAGGCAGAUUUUUCUUAAUGUAUUUAUCUCCUAAGAUGAAUUUUAGAUUGUGCUGCCAUAUGCUUUUAAUUGAAAGCAGAAGAUGUCCAGAACAGAGUGCAUGGAUAGUGGUUUGUUGUGUUUCUGUUUAAUGGAGCCGUUUCUCAGUGCAGAGGAGCAAUUACUCUUGUAUGGUGAUUCGCAGGAAAAAAGAAAACUCUGAUCUAGUAGAACCACAGUGCUUUCUUAUGGCUGUAUAUUGAAAGAAGUUACACCAAACUGCAGUUUGGGAGUACUGGCAGAUUUUAACUCAGCAGACUAAAAAUCAGGGUGAAUGCAGAGAACACUCAGAGGUCACAGAAAGCAGCCUAACACCCUGCACAGUGCUCUUAGGAAGAAUCAGUUGAACACAACUAUCACAUAUUCAGGUUUUCCUUCACACUGCUCUUCCUUUUCAGUGAAGCCAAAAGCAUUUUCAAUUGCUUCAUUUCUGAGCUGGUGGAAAGUUCCCCAAAGGUAGGGUCUGCCUCAGUGCUAUCAAGGCACUCUAAUGUAAUUAUCUGUCACUGCCAUUUUUUUUUAUUUUUUUUUAAACUUUAAAUAUCUGUUUUAUUUGUCUGGUGUUCUGACUUCCAGGAUGUAGGGCAGAAGAGUCCUGUUAAUAUCAAUGGCUUACCAAAUCCUUAAUCGUGUAUCAGUAGCACUAUAGUGGGGCAAACAGGGGAGAGACGCAGGCUUGCACAGCAUAUGUAGCAUUGAUUACUGUUGCUUAAUGGUUAUGAACCAGUGAGCAGUCUUCGUUCCAGCACUAGAAAGGUCAGUUGCUUUCACUAUGUGGUUCCUAUUGAGCCUAUUCAGUGCUAGCAGUGAGGACUCCUUUCAAACGCCUGUCUUAAAUCUUCUGCAGCAAAUCCAUGCACUAGAUGGGUGGGGAGAGUAUGUGUGCUAAUUUAGUAACCAGGUGAAGACACCCUUAGGUGCAUGUAGUAGUAAGAAUGAGUGACAAGGACUGUCAGGGCACAGACUUACUUUUUGAGCCUGAGGGACAUGUUAAACCAGUGAAGCAUCUUUAAGAAUGUCUUCCAUACCAAAUUCACUUUCAAAGUGUGGUGCUGUUUAGCUUCUAGAUGUACUGAUAACAAUUGUAAGACUAAAACUUUCGGCUUUAAGGGGAUCAGACUCCUCGUACUAGUGCCUUUGGACUUCCCAGUGAGCCUCUUCAGUCAAAUUAGACGUGAGUAGAAUUCCUUCCCCUUGACUUGAAAAAAUGUAUUAGGAAUCUUGAAGUACUGUAUUUCAUAACAGUAAUUUUCUGAAAGAUCUUACUCCUUUAUUCAACAUCUAUUUUGUUUUAGUCCUUUUAAAUUUUUGCUUUUUUUUCUAAAAGAAUAGAAAGUUCUUUUCUCUUUUUUUAAUAAAAAGAAGGAAAGGGAAAAAAAAGAGAGAAAACUUCCAGAAGGGAUACGAGCAGUAGAGAUUGUGUCCAAAACACUGUUACUCCUAACUCAAUGCUUCAGUCCUUUGGCUGGAUCAGUGUUCAGAGAUGCAGGGUGCCAAUGUCAAACAAUUUCUUUCCAAAGCGAAUCAUCAGUGCUGCUGCUUUUUUGUUUUGAGCCAUGCCUGUCAAAUGUGACAGCUGGGUUUGGGUUUUGUAACGGUUUUUUGUACUGUUCACUUCAUGCAUGGAACAAUGGUCAUGUUUGAUAUAAUAUCAUGCACUCUCCUAUUUGACGUGUUGGUUAUUUUUGCUGUUCUGACUGACAUGCAGGGGCUGAUCUGGGAUCUUGGUUUUGUGUCUUAAAUUUGGGAGUUGUAGAUUUGAAUGUGAUAUACCUCACAGAACUACUAGUUAAUAUUUCAACAAAAUAGUAAGCUAAUAUUAUGGGCAGGCAGUGAAUUAUCUUCCCUGCUGUGUGGUGGCUGCAUACGCAGACUUAGGACCUAAUCACUGACAUUUGCUGUUGUAGGUGUCUCUGUUAUCCAUAGCUGCUGCUUUCAUGGGUGAGCUGUUUCCAAAGGGAACCAGUGGUCGUGUUGUCUGUCACGGCACAACUGGCAAGUGUAACGUGUUUCUUCAUCUUUGGUUUAUGUGGGGGACCAGAGCUUUCCUUUGCUGGGCACAGGGCAGGCAGCAGAGUGCUCCUGCUAAGCUUGAGUUUCAAGCUGCUCUGAAGAGGCACAUUCAAGCCUCCUCUCCCUCUCUUUCUCCUUCUCCCUUUUCCUCUCCUUCUCUCCCCCUUUCCCCUCUCUUUUUGAUAAGUUCAACUCUGUAAAGUUGAAGCGGAGGACUGUGGGGUUCCCUCUUAUGCUGUCCUCCUGGACGCUCAGUUGACCGUGAACUGUAGUGAAAAUGAAGGCAAGUGGAUGCGCUGGAGGGAGGUGGUUGGAUAUCACUAUUAAGAGGCAAUGAGAAAUUGUGGUCUAUUUUUAGACAAUUGUUUCUUUGUAAAUAGAAUAUUUGUACCUAUGAGUAGAUAGAAAUAUAUUAAAAGAAUUUGAAAUGCAUAGGAAAAAUAUGGGUAGUAUUUAAAGAAUCAGAUUGCUAACAAGGUUCUGUACCAUAAAUAUAUCAAGAGCUUCCCAUGUAAAUAGCAUCCUCUGCUCUGCCACGACUUUGAUGAAGACCUCAGAUCAAAUGACAUUAGUAUUUUUAACACUAAGUAAGGUCCUAACUCCUUAGGCAAAUACGUGCUUGCAGCAUUGUGUAACUAGGUGCGUAUUGCAGAAGAAGUUGGCUUACAGUUCCCAAAGCAUGUUUUUUUGAGCCCUGUACUUGAAUAAAUAUAUGCCUUCGGAGGUGCAUUUUCGCCUAGAGGAAAUGGUUGCCGUCUGCACUCCUCCUAUCAUCCUACAUGGAGUUUGUGCUGCCGUGCAUUUAACGGUGACCUGUCUGGCUGAUGUUCAGAGACAAUGUCUGCAGUUCUAAGGAUUCAUUGUUGGCUUCUUCAUUGACUUGUCCUUAGCAAGCCUGGGAACACAGUCCCAGACCCCAAAUGCCAGAUACUGAGAUUCAGAAACACUGGAGUGUUUAAAAGCUCAUUUCCUCAUGCUUAGGCCUGUCUUAAAUUUGUAAAUGCCUUCUUAGAAGCUGGAAAACAGUUUCUUCCAUAACAAUUUUCUUUCCCCUCCUCUCCUAUUUAUAUAACUCUGGAUUUUCCCCAGUGUUUCUAAGAUAGCCAGUGUUUAUUUCCUUUUUGCAUGUUAUGCAAACAAACCUCAGAUGAUAUUGGCAGGGUUUUCUGUAACUUUACAAGUUGUCCCAGGGUGCUUAACAAUGCUUUUUCCCCACAAAAAAAAUGUCUAUUAAGUUCUUUCUCUUUUUCAACAAAAAAAAGUCUUCAGAGAAUAUUUGUAUUUCAGAUGUUGGGGGCUGAGCUUUCAACUGCAGGUGAGCUUGCCUGUGAGCAGGGUGCUCUGUGAGGGAUGGUGUUAAUCCCUUACCAGACUCAUCCUGCCCUUGUGCCUGGGUGACUCUGUCCUGAGCCAGAGCAGAAGCCAUCCUUAUUUCUUAAUGUGUUACCUGAUGGUAUCUAGAGGUAGGAUUUUGGACAGUCCCAAAGCUGCACUUCAGCUGGAGUUACCUGAAAGCAAGCUGCAGUGGAAAUAGAUGCACAGCUUCCAUGAACCUGCCACACGUUUCAGUACCUUUGCAACUCACUUUGGUUUAAUGUGAAAACCAUAGUACCCAGAGAGUAAAGUUUAACCAGAGACUAUGUAAAAAUUGAAAUGUUUUAAUUUUCCUUAUUUGUGCUGAGAUAAACUCAAAAAGCUCAAAUAGGGCAAAGUAAAACAGACACUGGUAAGGUCUCACACUUUUUAGUAGUAAUACAAAUAAAAAACAAUUCUUGAAUUUCACUGCAACAGUGUUUCCUUAACGUGAUUUUAAGAAUGGCUUAGGAUGAACAGCACUAUAUACUUCAUAGCCUUUCAGAAACAUUUGUAAAGCAGGGAAUGGCCAAAACGGAAGAUAACUGAAUCACCUCUCAUCUGAAACCCUACUUGAAGGUAAAGAUAGUUUGAACUUUGGUCAGGCUGUGAUACACAAAGCAGUGGAGCUAGUGAAGUCAUGCAGGUCACCUGAAGGAAAAAAAAAGUUGUACUAUAAUGCUGUAACUUUCAAAAUAUAUACUGUGAACAGGUUCAAUGGUUUUUUAACUCUUUUUAUACCAUAUUUUUUACAGCAUAAGUAAUUUGUUUAGAGAUGUUUUUAUGUUAUGUUUUUACAAAGAUUUUAAUGGACUUUUGUUGAAUACUAGUGAAAAUGUUUCCCAAUUUGAAAUGGUCAUCUAUAGAAAUUAGUCCUGAGAAUAAAUCAAUAAAUCAAACUGACAAAAUAGCCAACCUAACACACUAAACCUAAUGUCAUUUAACAUAUUUCUGUUGCUGAAUGAUACCGAAGUUUUCCAGCUUCCAGAUCUGUUACGGAAAAAAAGAUGUAUUUUAUGAUUUAAACAAAAUCAUCACAAUGCACUUUAAUGAAGUUGUAGCAUACCAAGUGGAAUAGUGAUUCAACAACAUGUAUCAACAAGAAAAUCUGUUAGCUAAGCAAUUAAACAAAUGCAUGUUUGAAAAUGGAAGCAUGGGACUGUGUUGGGGAAAUAAUAUUCCAGUGGGGCAGAUGACUUGUAAGACUAACCUAACACUAAGAUACCAACUUUGCAUACAUUUUAAGCCUAGUUUGCUUGGCUGUUGUAACUCCUGUUGUAUUGCUUGUGUGUCUAAAAAUACGCAUGUAUUUAACAAUUUUACCAUAGUAUUGCCAUGGAAUUUAAUAAAUAUAUUUUCUUACACUCUUA